Podospora pseudocomata is the source of this 1203-nucleotide messenger RNA. RefSeq lists its product as uncharacterized. The transcript has a single exon. Gene Ontology annotation, molecular function: ATP binding; protein kinase activity. Lineage: Eukaryota; Fungi; Ascomycota; Sordariomycetes; Sordariales; Podosporaceae. The coding region runs from base 1 to 1203 and encodes 400 amino acids. Gene Ontology annotation, biological process: protein phosphorylation. The record is from RefSeq and is a predicted model, not a curated record.
AUGUCGUACGGUCAUAUCUUCAAGGAUACAACGGGGCAGUACCUCUUCAUCCGCGAGCUUGGAACGGGCGUCUCCUGUCGAGCUCAAUUAGUCCGUCACUUGCCGACAGGCGAAUAUCGAGUCCGCAAAGUCCUCCAUCGACGUGUGCCGAUUGGCGAAGAUCUCCCUCGCAACAUCAGAUACACGGUAGACGCAGAUAUCCAAGCCAUUAUCCAAUUCAACAACGAGACUGCCAUCGUUGAUCUUCUCCAAAAGAGCGGCGAGCGAGACCAACUCAAAAUCGCCGCGCUCUAUUCACACUCAACCCAUGCCGACGAAAAGAAAAAAAAGUACUCGCGAGUGUCGUACUGGUCUCUCUCCAACGGUGGCGACCUCGAUUCCUUCCUUGCAGACUAUCAGCACCACAUUCCGCGGCCUUUCAUUCUUCAGUUUCUUAGCCAGAUGCUCACCACCCUCCAGCACAUGUACACCGCCUGUCACGACCGUCUCGGCCCCAUGGUUCACAACGACUUUCACGCAGGUAACAUCCUUCUUCACUAUCCCAGCGAUGCUCGAAGCCCCAUCCCCGAAUUCCACCUCAUCGACUUCGGCCUUGCAACCCCGUUAUCUCUGGCAUCCAUUGCCGAUGACAAUGACUUCCUGCUUCCGGAACCUGGCAACCCACCUGUCUGGGAUAUUCCUCGCCUGUUGAGAGUUGUUGACAAGUUACUUGUCACUUGGCCCGAAGAGUACCGAGCUUUCCUUCACUCGGGAGGAGAUCCGAUAGGUAUUGCCUACAGGCUGCUCUUGGACCUGGACCGUCGGUUCCAGUAUAUACUACAAGAGCACCGAAGAUAUGUCUACGAGACGAAGGACUUUUCGCAACGACUAACCCUCCCCGACCUGCGACCUGUCAUCGAGUAUGUCAACAACUGUCGAGCGAUUCUAGACUCCGACGGGGUAGAGACAAGAGACCAUCCUCUCUGCAGCCAAACAUACAUGAGAAUAUCUGAUGCCAAGCUCGCAGCACCACAGACCUACAGCGAACUGGAGACAAUCGCCCAUACCAAAGACUUGCCUGGACCAUGGCACAUUGGUUAUCUUGACCCAGAGCGAAACUAUCAAGUGCUUGAUCUUCUGGCUGUCGGCAACAAAGACACUUUCCACCGUCCAAAUGAAGACAACGAGAACAGUGACACUGACUCAGCGUGGGGAGAUGAGUAG